Molecule: messenger RNA, 2484 nt
Organism: Daldinia decipiens
Lineage: Eukaryota; Fungi; Ascomycota; Sordariomycetes; Xylariales; Hypoxylaceae
Exons: 1
Coding region: 1-2484 (827 amino acids)
Source: RefSeq, a predicted model, not a curated record
AUGUUUAGAAACGGGAUAGACGAUACUUCAGCAUAUGGCACGGACGUCUCUCAUCGCACGAGAGAGCAGAGAAUUGCAUCUAUGGAUUCGAAUCUCGGUUCGGAUAUUCCUUCCACGAGAGGCAAGAAAUACCUUAUGCGAUGUGUUUUGUUUACAAAGCGAGGCGGGCUAUUACGACAUCUCACGCGAUACGAGCAGACACAAGUCGAUGUCAACGAGUUCGAUGGGAAAUUCAGAACGGCUGUUAAGUGUGUCUUGGACAGCCCUGAAGUUGUAGCAGUUCUGGAUCAGAAAGAGCCUGAUUUUGGGCUGGCGCUGAGGUUUGCGCUUCAGCAUAUAGUGCCGGUGGUUAUAGGCCCGAAUGCUAAAGUAAUCCAUGAGGCCGAGGAGCUUUCGCUCAAGGCGAGGGUGUUGUCGAAGGGUAUUUUUGAUGGGCAGACGGAGCUGCGGAACCUACUGGAUGCCCAUUGGAUUGCCGUUUCCCGCCGAUGGAACAAGUAUCAGCUCCCCGGCCGCGAGAGGGUGUUGCGAAGUGCGUGGCCAAACAUGAUUCCCGCCCGUCUGUCGAAAGACCCGGUAUCUGGCAGCGUCCUGGUCACGGAAUCAGAUAUUCUGAGAGAGGCGUAUAUGUGGCCGUAUAUCAAUUUGGAGGACCUCGUCUCGGGCGAUCGACUGCUCCUUUUCAUGGAAUCAAGAAGUCGCAAGCAUCCAAGCGUCUUUGUUCACAGCGACUUGCUGGAUUCAAAGUCUGCAGUGGAGAGAGGUGUCGUCGAUAUAAACUAUCUCGAUAAUAACCUCAUGCGACUUGACGCCGGGGGGGAUGGUAAGAAUACACGAAGCGAAUACGGCAGGUUGGAGACGUUUUCUCGAGCGUCGAGAGCGGAGAUGGAAACACUGCUUCUAAGCGGCGCGGGUUUCCUGCCAGGCGAAGGGAUGCUAAUCCUCGAAAUCCAAGAGCGCAUCAUGAGAUUCCUCUUGGAUUGCUGCCGUGGCAUUCUGUACGACACCACAGAGGUGAAGCGUCUACACGAAACUCCUCUCGCGACCCUGGCGGCAGAAGUAUCUUAUAGAAACCCCUCAGAAACCGAUCUCCAUCAACUGCAGCAGCUCGUCUCAGCCCACCACUUCGACGCAGAGGAGAGCUUUUGGGCGUUGCGUGAGGACCCGGAUUUCUUCGCCGACGCCAUCUUGGACAUUACUAGACAUCUGCGUGACGAGGAACCGCAGGAACGAGACUUGGUUAUGUCUCGACACGUGUUCGCGGUCCGCAAGACUUUGAGGGAUACCUAUGGCGACAUAGUCAUCUGGCGAGAGCUCGAGCUCCGCAUUGCAGAGUUGGCCAAAGAAUCGAAGAACUCUUUUGAGAAGUUAACAUCUCAGGGGCUGCUUAGCCCGUGCGAGGCAGCACUCUUCCGUCUAAAGGAUUUCUUGAUGUACACCAUCCAGUACUUUGCAUCUCAGCUAGAAGCGUUUGCGAUCGAGAUCGAGACUCAGGAAGGAUUUACGGUGUCAUAUGCUCUUCAUGACUGCAUAGCUGACUCGCGUAACGACGUCAACUUAAGCAUAUCUCUGGUUGGCGAUGUCGAAACAAUAUUAACGAAGGAUGCUUAUCUCCGGUCCUAUAUAUUACCGGCAGUCACCAAGACUCUCGAGAAGCUUUUUGUAGCUUGUGAAUCGCUCCGGCAAUUAAGACUUUAUCAGCCGUAUAUCCCGGGGCUCUGGAGAAACGACGGCGAAUGUAACACCCAGUUGCCAGUUCUCGAUACUAUCUUCAAAGCGUCCGAGGUAGACAAGUGUAUAUUUGAUUUGGUCUAUCCCUUACAACCCACAUUCGCAUUUCCUGUCUACGAGCGUCAGACCUGUGAUACGACAGAGGUCCAUCCAGCGGCUCAUGAUAACCUAAAACGAUUCUGGGACCAAGCAGACGCAUUCUUCGAAGAUGUUGGAAGGCAGAGGCCCUACGAGCUCUUAAAGGACUAUGUCGCACAUAGACAAAUCCGAAAUGAAAGUCUCUCCGAUACCACAGUGCUCGAGGGACCACAGACACUACCACAAGCAUCAUCUACUACGUUAAAUCUAGAUAUCUUUACAGUAUCCCUUAACUCCCCAUCGACUUCACCACCAAGCACUAUAUCAACAAGCCCCUCCGUACAGCAGCAGCAGCAGCAGCCCCUACACGCACCUAAGCAACUCAUAAAGCUCCAACGCCAGAACAUAGACGUGAUCAGAGCACUAUUCCUCGGAAACGCGCGAACAGAAAUUAAGUGGGUCAGCUUUCUAGGAGCCAUGGAAAAGAUAGGGUUUGGGAUACAACCCGUGAAAGGUUCAUCGUAUCAAUUUACAUAUCCGAUCAACCACGGCAAAUCCAUUCUAAUCCAUAAGCCCCACCCGCGUCAAGUGAUCAGCAAGGCCUUGGCGCGGAAUAUAGGAAAUAAACUAACGCGUGCCUAUGGGUUGACGGCGGACCGAUUCGAGGGGGUAUAG